GAGUAGUGAAGACCAUGGAUCCUCUAAGAUCACAUGUGUCACAAGAAAUCCACAAUCUCAUGAAGACCUCGGAGAACCAGGUCAUUGAUGCUGUCACCAAAGUCAUUCACUCCAGACCAUUCUUAGAUAACCUAGGAGGAACCGUCGGUGCUGUCGUUGGCCCAUCAGUCCAGAAUUCCUGCCGUGAAGCCUACAAUAAGUUGCUCUUACCGGGACUGAAUGCACUGACACAGCAGGUGUUCUCUCAAGUCAAUGAAAGCUUCAGUCGUGGCACCAAAGAGUACCUUCACAAUGUGGAGAGCGAAAUGCAGAGUGGGCGCACAGCCAUGCAGGAGAGUCUCGGCAAGGCAUCCCAGUCUCUGAACACAGCCUGCUCAUCCCUCACCACACAGACAAAGAACCUGCAGGAGAAUGUCACCAAGCUCGGGGCCCAGCAGAGCAUUAUCACAGAAUCUCUAGCAGAGCGUAUCCGUGCGCUGGUCCGAGAAGAAGUCACCCGGGCCCUCCAGGAGCACCAGGCUGCUGUUGAUGCCCGAAGCCGAGCACACACACCUGCACCAGCCCCACAUGUCCACAACCCCAAACUAGCCCAGCAACAGGUUCAGAACCUCAUUUCCUCGGGCCAGUUCAACACCGCCUUUAAGCAGGCUCUCUCUGCAUCAGACCUUAGCCUCGUGGUGUUUGUGUGUGAGCGUGUCAACCCCCAGCAGGUGUUCAACAUCACCCCCUGCCCACUUAGUCAAGAUGUGCUUCUGUCCCUCGUCAACCAACUCUCACAUGAUCUUUCUACUUUCACUGACCUCAAGAUCAAGUACCUUGAAGAGGCUGUUAUGAAUCUGGAUGCCUCGCACCCAGUGACCCGCGAGCACAUGCGACCAGUGCUGCAGGGCUUCCAGCGCAACCUGCAUACACACCUGGCUGCCAAUCCCAACCACAAGAAGGUCAAGAUGCUACUCAUGGCCGUCAACCACCUUGUUGCCUUGUAAACUGCGCACGGUUCCCUCUGUAGCUGAGGAACUCUGACUUUUUAUUUUGUUAUAAUUAUUAUUAUUAGUUUUGUUUUUCAUUUUGUGUUUUUGUUGGUUUCAAAAAUGGAAGGGGAAAAGAGCAUUAACAUGGACCUGUUUUUUUUUUUUUUUUUUUUUUUUUUAGGUUAUUGUUUUGCCUGCCCAGCAGUCUCAUUAUUAAAACUACUGCAGUCUCCUGUAUGAGCUGUAGCUGCCUAAGCAGCACAGGAUAAAACUGCUAAUGCUUUUUUUGCCAUCAUAAAGUGAUAUAUAUCUUUUAUUGUGUCAAUGAUAAUUGUCUUUUAUUGAGUCAGUGAUAAUUGUCUUAGCGUUUUUUCAGUUUCUCAUUGUGUAUAUGGUUACCUAUCUCUAGGGUAAGCCAGAUGAGGUCAUUGUGGAAAAUGUUUUGAGCAGCUGUAUCUCUCUCUGAUGAGCUGAAUUUGAUUUUUUCCCUUGCAAAAAAUGGUACAUUACAGUUAACUGUAAGAAUUAAGGAAGUCCAUCACUUUAUAUGAUCCCCAUUUUAUUAGUUAGGUACUGGGAUAUAUGCAUGUUUAGAAUUCAAAGUCCAUAAACCAAGUCUCAGAUUGUAUGGAAUACACAAUUGCCUUCUUUUUUAUGUUAUUAAAGCCAAAUGGAGGUGUAUUUAUCUCCUAGGUUCUACAUGUUGCUGGGUAGGCAAAAGAUAAAUAGAGUGAAAGAUUUGAAAAAUCAUCUUUUAUAAACUCAAAAGAGCUAAGCCAAUACUUGAUAAUGCAUGUGUAAUGCUCCUGUGAUUAUGGCACAGAUUUUUUUAAGUUGGAGAUAUAUAUAUAUAUGAUAUAGAAUGGUGCUUCAAGCCCUGAAGGAUUAUUGAUACACUUGCUAGAACUUUGUAUCUUGUAGCUUUUUUAUAUUUGUAAGAUGUAAGAUUUCAAACCCAGUGUUAGAAAAAAAAUAAAGGAAUAGUUCAGAUGAAAUGAGAGGAAAAGGAAAACGGGGCCGGCAUGAAGACUGAAAACAUUGUGAGGAAGGUUGACAUACUUGGUUUUGUAGAUCAGGGAAGGAAAGGGGUCGGGGGGAAGGGAAAAUAGAAGAAAUGAAAUGGCAGAAAACAUCCACGUUUGUGUGAUGUUCGCAUUUAUGGGAAUGCAACAUUGUGAAGCAAAUAAAAAAAAGCCUCCUUGUCAGUGUCUUUCUCCAAAUUUUGUUAUACUACAUUUAGUAUUCAGAACAUAAUAAAGAAUGAUUAGAUUUACAUUGUCCUUUGAAAACAUUACAACUUCACAUGGUAGACUUAAGUUUUGAGUUGAACAUAAAAAGACUCAAAUACAGUAUUGUGAAACCAAGAAAUAAAUUCUUUUCCCCUACUGUAGCUAUUUUUCAUUAAAGGUGUGUAUAUAUGUUUUGUAAGGUUAGAAAUAAUAAAGUAGAAAUGGUAAAGUUGUUAAGGGAAAUAUAAUGAUGAUGCAUAAUUCAUUAUAUAACAAAUGCUAAAGUACUAUUCCAUAUUUAGAAAAUAGAUGUAUGGGUUGACCAUUAUACACAUAGCAUGGUUUUUUUUUUCUUUCUACUCUCUUCUGUUAGAUACUUGGAAUGUUUUUUUCCAUUUUGCCAGUGAAAUGUAUUUUCUAUUUCUUUUGCAUUCAAUAUAGUAACCAUCAUCUUCGAGAUUGAUAACGGGUGUGAUUCUGUUUCCUCAGCCAAUUACUGUUUUUUGCAUUGUACUGUAAUGAUAUUAUAUUAUAUGAGAGUUCUUUGUGUAGAACCUUGUAAAGAGAUGGUCGACUAUUCUUUGGAGGUUAUCUUCAUGGUGGAGCUUUUCCUUCUGCGGUUAAAUAUCAUUAUGUGUUUUAUGAUGAAACACAUUUGUAAGUAAAUUUUUAAAUCUUUUAUUUCUUGUUAUUAUUGUUUUUUUUUCUUUCUUUCUUUUUUUAUGUAAAACCUGCCUUUUACUUUCUUUCAUAUCUUUUCUCACUUUUCUCUUCUCUCCUCCCUCACAU
Penaeus vannamei (Pacific white shrimp) is the source of this 2989-nucleotide messenger RNA. NCBI's taxonomy places the organism in Eukaryota, Metazoa, Arthropoda, Malacostraca, Decapoda, Penaeidae. The record is from RefSeq and is a predicted model, not a curated record.